Molecule: messenger RNA, 1824 nt
Organism: Lathyrus sativus (Indian pea)
Lineage: Eukaryota; Viridiplantae; Streptophyta; Magnoliopsida; Fabales; Fabaceae
Source: the annotation of a GenBank genome assembly
AUGGAGAAACAACAGCAACCACAGAAACGCCCUCUGUCUCUUGACUGGGACACACUCCAUGAUACGCCGGCGGCGGAACUCGUAGUGAAAGCUCCCGAUCAGAAACCUCCGCCGUAUGUUGACCUGGAUAGUCUCAAGGAUUAUGAGCUCGAGGAUGAUAUUAGGAGAAAGAAGAAGCUUCUUGAAACCUCCGGUAGUAAAUUGCCAGACGGGGGAAGCAAACUUCGCGCUGCCAUUGAGUUAUACGAAGAAGAGUUUCGUAAACGGAAAAUGAACCCUCGUCCUCAGAAAGUUGAUGAGGAGCAGAAGCAAGGAAAAGCUACUGCCAGCUCAAGUUCUGUUGGUGUGUCUAAUAUCCCGAGAGAAGAGAAUUUGCCAUCUCGUCCACAGUCAACAUCUUCUUUUGCAUCUUGUUUUAUAAAGAAAAUGGAAGAUAAUCAGACUAAUUGUACAUCUGAUGAUGCAUUUAGCAACGAGAUGCCGCAUUUCAAGCAUUGCAACAGCCAGGUAGUACGACACAACAGAGAGCCUAAAAAAAGAAAGAGACGUCGAUCAUCUUCAAGACCAUUGCCAUUUCAAUUCUCGAGCAAACUUUCCAAAUGUGAUACUUUUAGUGAUAAUGAUAAAAGGUGCCGAGCCAAUUCUACCUUAUCGGUACAGACAAUUAAAAGGAAUCUAUCAAGACAGUUCUCAAAAGAUAAGGGUGCAUUUCAGGAAGUUCAAUCAGAUGGUUCAAGGUCCAGGAAGGGUCAACCCAUUGUUCUCGAUGAUGACGACAGCGAUGACAGUGACAAUCCUCAUAUUGUGGAGAAAACAGAAAACAAGGCUCCUGAAUAUUUGAAAGAUGCUAAGAUCUAUUUUCCUUCAAGAGAUGAUCCUGAGUGUGUUGAAGUUUGUUACAAUGACAUGGAAUGCCUUGCUCCUGAAGGUUACUUAACAUCAACUAUCAUGAACUUUUACAUUCGAUAUUUAAAGCAGGUAUCUCCGACAAUAUCAGACUACCAUUUUUUCAACACAUAUUUCUACAAGAAACUUAAAGAAGCUGUUUCCUGCAAGGAAAGUAACAGGGACACAAUAUUUUCAAAGUUCAGAAGGUGGUGGAAGGGUGUAAAUAUUUUUCAGAAGGCAUAUGUUUUGAUUCCAAUACACCAGGAUCUUCAUUGGAGCUUGAGCAUUAUUUGUUUCCCAGACAAAGAAGAUGAAUCAGGACCUAUAAUACUUCAUUUGGAUUCUUUGGGGCUUCACUCUAGUCGAUCAGUUUUUGAAAACAUUAAAAGCUAUUUGAUAAAAGAAAGGAACUAUUUGAGUAAGGAAUGCGCGUCUUCAGAUGUCCCGAUUGCAGACAGAAUAUGGAAGUCUCUUUCUAGUACAAUUGAAACUGUAAUCAUGAAGGUUCCCCAACAGAAGAAUGAGUAUGACUGUGGUCUUUUUGUGCUGUACUUCAUUAAGCGUUUCAUGGAAGAGGCACCCGAUCGACUGAAAAAGAAAAAUUUAUCAAUGUUUAGCAAGAAAUGGUUCAAACCUGAAGAGGCAUCCAGUUUGAGAGCGAAAAUCCAGAAGUUGCUUGUAGCAGAACUACACAGUUCAAUCAAGCCUGAUGGUAUCACUGAGUCAUCCCCUUCAUCUGCUGGUGACGCAAUCGAAUGCGAUGAGACUGCCAAGGACUCUAGCUCUUCAUCUGCUGGUGACGCAAUCGAAUGCGAUGAGACUGCCAAGGACUCUAGCUCUUCAUCUGCUGGUGCUGCAACCGAAUGCGAUGAGACUGCCAAGGUCUCUUCAAUCAAAGAUGGCAUCACGAGUUGCGAUUCUCUCAUGAUAGAAUGA